Molecule: messenger RNA, 793 nt
Organism: Helianthus annuus (common sunflower)
Lineage: Eukaryota; Viridiplantae; Streptophyta; Magnoliopsida; Asterales; Asteraceae
Product: 17.3 kDa class I heat shock protein
Exons: 1
Coding region: 12-656 (214 amino acids)
Biological process (GO): response to heat; response to salt stress; protein folding
Source: RefSeq, a predicted model, not a curated record
UUCCAGCGACUAUGGAAUUCAUGAAAGUUCAAAGUUCCCGAACAUCCUUUGGGAAUAUAUAUAAAUGGUUGCUGCUCCCUAUAUUCCAUACCAAAAUCAUCAAGAAUUCAAUUGAAUCAGUGAGAUACCUACACAAUCCAGUAAUCAAGUUCUUCACUCUUUCCACAGUUUCAGUAAAACAUUUGAAAAUGUCGAUCGUCCCCAGCUUGUUCGGUGGCCGACGGAGCAGCGCCUUCGACCCUUUUUCCCUCGACCUUUGGGACCCAUUCAGAGACUUCCCCAUUUCAUCUUCAUCUGAUGUUUCAAGGGAAACUUCUGGAUUGGUAAACGCCCUUGUGGAUUGGAAGGAAACGCCAGAAGCUCAUGUGUUCAAGGCCGAUCUUCCUGGGAUCAAGAAGGAAGAAGUGAAGGUGGAAGUGGAAGACGGAAACAUCUUACAAAUCACCGGUGAGAAGAACGUGGAGAAAGAAGAUAAGAAUGAUAAGUGGCAUCGGGUUGAAAGAAGCAGCGGCAAAUUCACAAGGAGGUUCAGGUUACCGGAGAACGCUAAAAUGGAUCAGGUGAAGGCGGCCAUGGAAAACGGAGUGCUCACAAUUACGGUGCCUAAAGAAGAAGCGAAGAAACCUGAUGUCAAGUCUAUUGAAAUCUCCGGUUAAUAUAGUGUUUUGAUUUUACAAAUGUUAUGGACUUAUGAAGUCCUCGAGUCCGAUUUUCUUUGAUGUAAAGUGUUUGUGUCCGUCUACAAUGUGUUCGAACUUGGUGAUAAAUAAAAUGCUAUUUAGCUUCUAAAUUA